This is a messenger RNA of Hippopotamus amphibius kiboko, 1916 nucleotides long. RefSeq names its product STN1 subunit of CST complex (gene STN1). Gene Ontology annotation, molecular function: single-stranded telomeric DNA binding. Bases 196 to 1305 code for a protein of 369 amino acids. Gene Ontology annotation, cellular component: site of double-strand break; DNA replication factor A complex; CST complex. The transcript is spliced from 10 exons. Lineage: Eukaryota; Metazoa; Chordata; Mammalia; Artiodactyla; Hippopotamidae. The record is from RefSeq and is a predicted model, not a curated record. Gene Ontology annotation, biological process: DNA replication; telomere capping; nucleotide-excision repair.
CUCUGAGUCUCAUCCCGAGCACCGGAAGGUGCAGAGGCAGGGCUGCCGACAGGCCCGCCUCCUCUGCCCCUCUCUUGUGUUGCCACGAGGGCGCCUAUCCCUCUUUGGGCUCCACCCAUUAAAACGGUUUCUGGAUCUUCGGCUCUAGAUGCAAAGCUUUUCGGGGUUGGCUGGAAGCUACAGGCCAGCCUCCUGAUGCAGUCUGAAUCCAGCCGGUGUGAAGAGGAAACCCCUUCCCUCUUGUGGGGUUUGGAUCCUGUGUUUCUAGCCUUUGCAAAACUCUACAUCAGGGAUAUCCUGGACUUGAAGGAGUCCCGCCAGGUGCCAGGUGUAUUUUUUUACAAUGGGCAUCCAAUAAAACAGGUGGAUAUCUUGGGAACUGUCAUUGGAGUGAGAGAAAGAGAUGCUUUCUACAGUUAUGGAGUGGAUGAUAGCACUGGAGUUAUAAACUGCAUCUGCUGGAAGAAACUGAAUAAUACCAAAUCCUCAUCAGCUGCUGCAAGUGCAAGAGAGCUGAGCUUAACCUCACAGCUUAAGAAGCUGCAAGAAACCAUUGCACAGAGAACAAAGAUAGAAAUUGGCGACAUUAUCCGGAUCAGAGGUCACAUCCGCACAUACAGAGGAGAGCGAGAAAUUCAUGCCACUGCUUAUUAUAAAGUGGAUGAUCCAGUGUGCAACGUUCAAAUCGCAAGGAUGCUUGAGCUGCCCACCAUCUAUAGGAAAGUUUAUGACCAGCCUUUCCGCAGCCCAGCCCUAGAGGAAGAAGAGGCACUGAACAGCAAUCCAGGCACCCUGGACCUUGACAGUCUCACGUGUCUGCUGAGUGAAAAAGCCAAAGAAUUCCUUGUGGAGAACAGAGUGCAAACCUUUUACCAGCAGGAGUUGGAAACAGUGGAGUCCUUGCUGUCCCUUGCCAACCAGCCUGUGAUUCACAGUGCCUGCUUCGGGCAAGUGGAUUUUAAGAAUGACACCACUUCCAAGGCAAUUCAUAGUAUAUUUAGGAAUGCUAUAAAGCUGCUGCAGGAAAAAGGACUUGUUUUCCAGAAAGACGGUGGUUUUGAUAACCUAUUCUAUGUAACCAGAGAAUACAAAGAAUUGCACAGAAAGGUCCACCAGAUCAUUCAAGAAGACUGCCAGAAACCAAAUCACGUGGAGAAGGGCUGCCACUUCCUGCACAUCCUGGCCUGUGCUCGCCUGAGAGUCAGCCCAGGCCUGAGUGAAACUGUGCUGCGGCAGGUGCUGGAGCUCCUGGAGGACCAGAGUGACAUUGUCAGCACCACAGAGAACUACUACACAGCAUUCUGAGGAGAGGCUGGCAGAUAGCAUGGGUGGAGUGGGGGAGGAGGAGAAAGACAGGUGACCAUCACUCCCAGGCUCUGAUUUUAACAUCGUGCCAAGGUUAAUAGGCCUGGGGGCAAUUAUCUCAUAGAAAACUAGGAAAUAGGGUAAUCUGAAGAAUGAAAUUUGGCAUAAAUUCUAGAGGCUGCCUUCUACCUGCUGUACCCUGGGAUAAAAUGACUUAGCCACGACAUAUAAGAAAACCCUCCUCAUUGGCCUCCUGGCUGGACCAGGCAUCACUCACAGAGCAGAAGAGGAAGAAACUGUUGGUGGCUGACCUGGUCGGAGGUCGUGUCAUGGUAAAGGGGCAUCCCGUCGUAAAGGCCCUUGUACCACGGGAGCUGAAGAGCAUGCAGGUCACCAGUGCAGACACUUUUUAAAACUUCAGACUAUCAAUAGGUACUUUCUUGGUAUCUUUUGAUGGUUAAGAACCUGGUGUAGGGGACUAGUUCUCCCUGGAUGAGUGUUGCUGACUUACAGUUUCUGUGGGUCAAACACCAGCAAUGGGUCCAGAGUCUCGGGUUGAAUUCUGUUUACAGACCAACCCAUCAACGGAAAUAAACAGGAUCCAAGCCAUG